CCUGUGCCCAUUGCAGGAUGCAAAUUAUGUCCUUCUCCCCGUUGCUAUGGGCGGGGCCUCGUUGCCAGGGGCGGGGCUAAGGCUCAGCAGACUCUCUCGCGAGAUUUGGGCUGCGGUUGCUCGGCAACCAGGAGACUCUGGGCCUAGUCCUCUGGAGAGGCACUGAAGCGGUCGCCAUGGCACCGAAAAAGAAAGGGGAGAAGAAAGGCGGCAAGAAGGGCAAAGGGAAAGGGCAGGCCCUGGUGGAUGUCCUCCCGCCCGAAGGAAUGACCAAGGAACAGUUGGAGGAGCACAUGGGGAGGAUCCGGGAGGAGCUGGACCGUGAGAGAGAGGAGCGCAACUACUUUCAGCUGGAAAGGGACAAGAUCCACACCUUCUGGGAAAUCACCCGGCGGCAGCUGGACGAGAAGAAGGCCGAACUGCGCAACAAGGACCGGGAGAUGGAGGAAGCCGAGGAGCGUCACCAAGUCGAGAUCAAGGUCUACAAACAGAAGGUGAAGCACCUUCUAUACGAGCACCAGAACAAUCUGACAGAGCUGAAGGCGGAGGGGACGGUCUCCAUGAAGCUGGCCCAGAAGGACCACCGGUCCCAGGAGAUGGAGCUGCGCAAGGACAUGCGCUCCCUGAAGGUGGAGUUGAAGGAGCAGGAGCUGGCCAACGAGAUGGUGGUGAAGAACCUGCGCCUGAAACAACAAGAAGAGACGACACGGCUGCGCAAUGACUUCGAGAGAGAAGUAAAAGAGAUCGAGGCCAAGUACGAGAAGAAGAUGCGAGUGCUGAGAGAUGAGCUGGACCUGCGCAGGAAGACAGAAAUCCACGAGAUCGAAGAGCGGAAGAAUGGGCAGAUCAGCACCCUAAUGAAGAACCACGAGAAGGCUUUCAGCGACAUCAAGAACUACUACAAUGACGUCACCCUGAACAACCUGGCAUUGAUCAACACCCUCAAGGAGCAAAUGGAGGAGAUGAAGAAGAAGGAGGAACAUUUGGAGAAGGAGAUGGCGGAAGUGAUGCUCCAGAACAAGAGGCUGGUGGAGCCCCUGCAGCGAGCGCGAGACGAAGUGGCUGAGCUGCAGAGGAAGCUGGCCCAUUACCAGAAGGACAAGAGGAUGCUGGCGAGCAUCAGUGCCCGCCUGAAAGUCACCGAGAAGGAGCUGAAGGACCUGCAGUGGGAGCACGAAGUGCUGCAGCAGAGAUUCAGCAAGGUUCAGGAAGAGCGGGAUGAGCUGUACCGAAAGUUCACCAAGGCCAUCAACGAAGUGCAGCAGAAGACGGGCUUCAAGAAUCUGCUUCUGGAGCGGAAGCUGCUGGGCCUGGCCAACAUCCUGGAGAAGAAGGAGGUCCAGCUCAAUGAGGUCCUGGCCGCUUCCAACCUUGACCCCGCCGCCCUCAGUAUUGUCACCCGCAAGCUGGAGGACGUGCUCGAUUCCAAAAACAAUGCCAUCAAAGACCUGCAGUACGAGCUGGCCAGAAUAUGCAAGGCGCACAACGACUUGCUGCGGACUUACGAGGCCAAGCUAACGGCCUUCGGGUUCCCUUUGGACAAUCUGGGCUUCAAGCCAAUGGAGACCUCCGUCCUGGGCCACGCCUUGGGCCAGGGCCCCGCAGGGUUCGUCUCUACUCCCACGUAGCAGAACCAACAGGCUCGGUCCUUUGGAACAAUGGCAGCUGGAGACCCUGGUCUGGAAGAAGAAGAAGGCAGAGGCAGAAGGAGGCAGAGGCUUUGGGCCAGUCCUCCAGUCAGGAGCCUACAGCCUUUCUGUGCAUUAAACAGGCCCUGAUUUAUGAAGGGGCUUUUCCUA
This is a messenger RNA of Anolis carolinensis (green anole), 1799 nucleotides long. RefSeq names its product growth arrest specific 8 (gene gas8). Gene Ontology annotation, cellular component: Golgi apparatus; microtubule; motile cilium. Gene Ontology annotation, molecular function: small GTPase binding; microtubule binding. Gene Ontology annotation, biological process: flagellated sperm motility. The record is from RefSeq and is a predicted model, not a curated record. Lineage: Eukaryota; Metazoa; Chordata; Lepidosauria; Squamata; Anolidae. Bases 177 to 1628 code for a protein of 483 amino acids. The transcript has 11 exons.